Molecule: messenger RNA, 1050 nt
Organism: Fulvia fulva
Lineage: Eukaryota; Fungi; Ascomycota; Dothideomycetes; Mycosphaerellales; Mycosphaerellaceae
Product: Arylamine N-acetyltransferase
Exons: 1
Coding region: 1-1050 (349 amino acids)
Molecular function (GO): acetyltransferase activity
Source: RefSeq, a predicted model, not a curated record
AUGGCCCACCAAGCCUCUGCUGGACAAUUGGCGCAAGUACCACUCGGCUUCCAUCCUAGACCUCAUUAUGGAAGGGACCAGCUGCAAAAGUACUUCGAGCGAAUUCGACUCCCACAGCAACAUUGUGCAACCCCCAUACUGGAUGACCCACAGCUGGCAGGCACGAAGGGACAUGGCUUACCUCUUCUGGCCGCGCUCCAUCGCUAUCAUCUGGCCAACAUCCGCUUCGAGAACCUUGAACUCCAUUAUUCUGCACACCGAAAGAUAUCGCUAAAUAUGGAUGAUCUCUUUGACAAGUUCGCGGUGCGUGGUGGGAAGUACGGACGCGGAGGACAUUGUAUGGAGAACAACGGCCUGUUUGGCACCGUCCUCCGAAGCCUGGGCUACGAAGUCAGAAACUGCGCUGGGCGAGUGAGCAGAUCGUGGAGUCCCGAUGCAGAGACACGAACGCAGCAGUGCGAGACUUACGACAACUGGAAUCAUGUGCUAAAUCUUGUCAAAGUCGAUGGCCAAUGGUGGGUCGUCGAUGUCGGCAUGGGAUCCAUGGGCCCAGCUGUCAUCUAUCCUCUCGAAGACGGAUUCGAGUCUAUCGCUGUACCACCGAGGAGGAUCCGUCUCCAGAAGCGAAGUAUUCCAGAGACAUAUGCCCACAAUAAAGAUCAAGCACCAAAGCUAUGGUGCUAUGACCAGUGUCUUGCGCCGGACAAACCUGGGAAAGACAGCUGGAUUCCAACCUACUGCUUCACCGAGACAGAGUUCCUACCACAAGACUAUGAGAUGAUGUCCUGGUACACGUCGACGAACCCAAAAAGCUUCUUUACGUACAGUAUCCUCUGCACCAAACUCCUGCUGAGCGAGGACGAGUCACAUAUCAUCGGUGACGUUACCUUGUUCAACGACGGGUAUAGGAAGACUGUCGCUGGUCAAAGAGAUACUCCUGUCCAGCUGAAGACAGAGCAAGAGCGGCUGGAUGCGAUGAAAGAGGUGUUUGGGCUUGAGUUCACGGAGGAGGAGAAGAAUGGCAUAUCAGCAGAGAAACGACUGGCUUAG